AUGGCUGCUUUACUCUCCAAGACGUUAUCACAUGUCCAUAGCAACCUGCGAACAAAUGGUAUGGGUAUUGGUAAUACCCAUAGGAGGAUAUCUCUUGGCUUCUUUCCUCCUAACAAUAAGAAUCCCUUAGUGAGAAAGUAUCGAAAAUCCAAGAGGUCAAGAAAUGAUCAGAGAAGUUAUAUGUCUUUGGGUGAUGAUUUUGGGAGCAGUGUUAGAGAAUCUGUAGCCUAUCCGUACUUGGAUGAUGUGUUGGAGGAAAAUGAGAGUUGGUAUGGAGAAGAUGCCGGUGAAUUAAGUGAAACUAUAUCUUUACCUUCAAGAAUAUCCGAAACUCCUGAUUACACUUCAGUUAAUAUGGAUUGGAUUUUACAAGAACAUGAUAGGCGAUACUCAUCGGUAUAUAAUUCUGAUAAUGAGGAUCAAGAGGCUUUAAAUGAUAUAGAAAGCCAUAACCAAAGAGAAUUUGAAUAUGCUGAAUUUAUGCAUCAGCUUCAUGCACAGAAAAAGGCUCAUCAUUUGGCUUCGCAAGAGUUCAACGGUAAACGUCGCAGGAGACAAUCUUAUGUAUCGGUUAAUAGUAGAGGCACAGUCCCCACAAUUUACCAAGAAUUCGAUGAGCAUGAAGAAGAACAACUUCAAGAAUUAAAUAAUGAGGAAAUUACAUACAAAUCAGAGUCAUAUAUUAUUUCGUCCUAUUCAUUACCUUUAAUUUUUACGUUUUUAUUGGAACAAAUAUUCCCAAUGGUAUGCUCUCUAACAGUAGGCCACUUGGGUAAAAAUGAACUAGCGGCUGUAUCAUUAGCAUCAAUGACUUCAAAUAUCACUCUCGCUGUAUUUGAAGGUAUUGCAACAAGUUUAGAUACUUUAUGUCCCCAGGCUUAUGGUUCUGGAAGAUAUUUAAGUGUCGGGAUUCAUUUACAGAGGUGCAUUUUAUUCUCUUUUAUUAUUUACAUACCAUUUGCCCUAAUGUGGUUCUUUUCAGAACCUAUAUUAAUGUUUUUUGUUCCUGAGAAGGAAUUAAUUUCGUUGACAGCACAAUUUCUCAGAGUUUUGAUUCUUGGUGCACCAGGAUAUAUAUGUUUUGAAAAUCUUAAAAGAUUUUUACAAGCUCAGGGUAUUUUUGAUGCUGGAAUAUAUGUAUUGGCAUUUUGCGCUCCUCUAAACGUCCUAUUGAGCUAUUUACUUGUCUGGAAUAAGUAUAUUGGAAUAGGAUUUAUUGGAUCCGCUGUUGCUGUCGUAAUUAAUUUUUGGUUAAUGUUCUUCCUUUUAUUAUUAUACACCAUCUAUAUUGAUGGGAUGAAAUGUUGGGGUGGGUUUUCUAAAAAGGCAUUUACACAUUGGAAAGAUCUAGGUCAACUUGCAUUGUCUGGAAUUAUCAUGUUGGAAGCAGAGGAAUUAUCCUAUGAAUUGCUUACACUAUUCAGUUCAUAUUUCGGAACUAGUUAUUUAGCUGCUCAAUCAGCUGUUUCAACAAUGGCCGCACUGCUUUACAUGGUUCCAUUUGCUGUAGGCAUAGCAACCUCAACUAGAAUCGCAAAUUUUGUAGGCGCUAAACGUAUCGAUUGUGCCCAAAUAUCAGCAAAGGUUGGCUUAAUGUUUUCUGGACUUGCCGGACUUAUCAAUUGUAGUCUAUUGAUAUUGACUCGUGAUUACAUUGCUAAUCUUUUUUCCAGGGAUGAAGAAGUGAUAUCCUUGAUUAGAAACUUAUUACCAUUAGUAGGAGUUAUCCAAAAUUUCGAUGCUUUAAAUGCAGUUGCUGGCUCUUGCUUAAGAGGUCAAGGUAUGCAAGCAUUGGGAAGCAUUAUUAAUUUAGUCGUGUACUACUUAUUUGCAAUCCCAUUUGGGAUGUCGUUGAGUUACUUUGGAGAUCUAAAGCUUUAUGGGUUAUGGAUUGGUAUUGGUUCCGGAAUGUUACUAAUUGGGUUAAUUGAGGCAUACUAUGUAUUGAAUCCUAACUGGGAUAGUAUUCUAAAUUACGCAGAAAUGCUGAAAGAAAGUGAAGAGGAUGAUUCUGACUAUGAAGAUAAUAUCUCUGAUUCAGAUUCAGAUGAAGAAGGAGAAGAGACUCCAUUAUUGCGCCGAUGA
Molecule: messenger RNA, 2085 nt
Organism: Vanderwaltozyma polyspora DSM 70294
Lineage: Eukaryota; Fungi; Ascomycota; Saccharomycetes; Saccharomycetales; Saccharomycetaceae
Exons: 1
Coding region: 1-2085 (694 amino acids)
Biological process (GO): xenobiotic detoxification by transmembrane export across the plasma membrane
Cellular component (GO): membrane
Molecular function (GO): antiporter activity; xenobiotic transmembrane transporter activity
Source: RefSeq, a predicted model, not a curated record